Racocetra persica is the source of this 444-nucleotide messenger RNA. NCBI's taxonomy places the organism in Eukaryota, Fungi, Glomeromycota, Glomeromycetes, Diversisporales, Gigasporaceae. The record is from the annotation of a GenBank genome assembly.
AUGGUCUAUACAGAUAAAUGUCCAGUUUUGAGAGAUAUUGAAUGGAGAGAUAACUGUCGAUUUCCAGUAAUUCACAAAGGUAAAACACCAUCUGAUUGGAAGACCCAAAUCUGGGAUCAGUUGACUAAUUAUAAGAAUAAUAAUCAUUUAACUGAUGAUAAAAAUAUAGCAAUAUGUCAUUUGUGCAACAAACUAGUUUACUCUAAAAUAGAAUGUGAGUAUGAGUAUAGAUUUCGUCAUUUUAUGGAUAAGCAUUGGGGCACAAAUUGCACAGGAAAUGCUUAUUGUGAUAUUAGUUAUAAAGACUAUAUGGAACUUAAAAGCAGAUCCGAAGUUAGCAACUUCUACUUCGAAAAAGAAGCAAUUCAUCGUUAUGAAUUGUGGAUGCAGAAUGCUAUCAGAAGAGUUAAACGUGCAAGAGAGAUUAGGAAAAAAAUUCGAGCU